GGGUGAGUGUGUCAGCAGCGCUCCCUAGCUGCCUCCCCUCACUCCCCUCUGGAUCUGCUCUCCUGGCGCCCUCCGCCACUCCUCCCCUCCUCUCCCUACGAAAACAUUUUCGGGAAGAAUAAAGUUUUUUCCCCCCUCUCACGGACCUGAACGCAGCCAGCCAGCCGUUACUCAGAGCCAAACCGUGGCCUAGCAGGAAGAACGGCUCGACUAUGUGGAGAAAGAAGCGGGCACUUGGGGAAUCCUUGGCUUGUCUCGUAUUUCUUGUGACGCUCGUCGAUGCUUAUCGAUUCCUGAGCCAAAGCAGAGCCUCCCAGUUCCUGAGCAGGCACAAGAGAGCCAACUCUCUGUUUGAGGAAAGGAAGCCGGGCAACCUGGAGAGGGAGUGCAUAGAGGAACUGUGCAAUAAGGAGGAGGCCAGAGAGAUCUUUGAGAAUGAGCCUGAGACGGAAUACUUCUAUCCCAAAUAUGUUGCAUGUCUGGGUUCACACCGUGUCGGCAUACCCAGCCAGAACUCAGAUUCUGCCAUUCCAUCCGACCUUCGUACCUGUGUGACAGAAAUCAGCAAUCAGUGUACGCCGUAUCCGUGCUACAAGGAGGGCUCAGAGCGCUGUGAGGAUGGUCAGGCCUCCUUCACAUGUGUGUGUAAGCCUGGAUGGAAGGGGCCGCGCUGUGAGGAUGAUAUCGACGAGUGUUUGGAUCCUGAAUUUCCAGCUGGAUGUAACCAAAAAUGUAAAAACUUCCCCGGCAGUUUCCACUGUAUGUGUGAAGAGGGCUACUUCAUCACUGACAAGAUUAACUGCGUGGAUAUUGAUGAAUGCAUCUUGUACCCAAGUAUCUGUGCACAACCUGCCCAGUGUGUCAAUACACCGGGCAUGUACGAGUGCCAGUGUCCUGAAGGCUUCAAAUAUAACUUCACUUCCAAGACCUGCAAUGAUGUAGAUGAGUGCGAGGCUGAUGUGUGUGACGGGAAGUGCUUCAACACAGUGGGAAGCUAUGCGUGUCACUGUGAUGGCCGUGAGGGUCUUCGUUUGGCCGAGGAUCAUCGAUACUGUGAGAGUAUCCCUGUUUGUGUGGAGCUGUAUGAUUACAAACACCCUGAGAUGCUUUACCUGGGGGAACAGUUUGCUGGUCUUCCAGUCAUCUUCCUGCGCUUCCGUCUGCCGGAGAACACAAAGUUUGCAGCAGAAUUUGACUUUCGUACAUUUGACCCAGAAGGAGUCGUGCUGUAUGCUGAGUCAUCCCAGGACUCGUGGUUCAUGCUGGGGCUGAGAGGAGGUCGCAUUGAGGUCCAGUUCAAAAACCAGCAUACAUUCAAGGUCACCAGUGGAGGAAAAAUUAUCAAUGACGGUCAAUGGCAUGUGAUUUCUGUGGAUGAACUGGAGAGCAGCAUCAGCGUGAAGAUCAGCAAAGAAGCUGUGAUGAGCAUCAACAGCCCUGAGAGUCUCUUCACCUCAGUGAAUGGCAAACUAGAAACCAAGGUUUACAUCGCUGGUCUGCCAAACCGCACCGAUAACCUUGUCAAAGCUAUCAAUCCCCGCCUCGAUGGUUGCAUCCGGGGCUGGAACUUAAUGAACCAGGGGGCGUCUGGGGUAAAAGAGGUCAUCCAAGAGAAGAAGAGUAAACACUGCUUUGUGUAUGUGGAGCGAGGCUCUUUCUUUUCUGGGGCAGGACUUGCACAAUUCAACAUUGACUACAGUGAUUCUGGGAGCUGGAACGUAGAUGUAAUAAUGAACAUACGCCCAUCCAGCAGCACAGGCGUCCUCUUUGCUCUGGUCCAAAACAACACAGUCCCCCUGUCAGUCGCCGUCAUAACACAAGGAGAAGAAGAGGCAAAUCUUCAAGUGUUCCUCGACGGCGUCUCUGUGGCUACACUCGACUCACUCAUGUUGUGCUAUCCUGACCGGCUAAUGGUGCAACUGAAUGUGACUCCCACAGAAAUCAGGAUCUUGGCCAACUCAUCAACUGUCACCUACAUAACGUCUGAGGCCCUGCAGAAGGCACUGGAGCGUCUAAACAACACCAUGCAAAGCCCCGUCAGUACAUUUGUAGGAGGAAUACCAGACUAUGUCCCAUUACCCUCCACCCCUGUGUCAGCGUUUUACCACGGCUGCAUGGACGUCACUAUCAGCGGCCAGCAGCUGGACUUUGACGAGGCCCUCUUCAAACAUAACAGCAUUAAGUCUCAUUCCUGUCCUCCUGUUUCUGCCCCCGAGAGCCACCCUGAGGCAGCAGAUCUGCAAAGAAAGUGACUCUAAUUAAAAAGCCAUCACACUGAAAAGACAUCACAGGAGAACACAUCCCACUGCGACCACUUCUUGGGAUAUUUUGGAAAGACAGAAGAUUAGAUGGAGCGAUGGGAAUGAAGCGAGGAGGGAGGAUAGAUAUAGAUCUUAAUAGUCGUUUUUGUCGACUUUCUGUGAUGGGUUGGUUUCUGAAGUGUCACAUGCUUUUAUCAUACAGUAUUAUUGUUCCCAUCAUGGGAGUCUGUUUUUUAAUUAGUGAAGCACAACGAAAGCUGACUUGUCAGUGAGCUUGUCAAAAGCUGGAUGGGUUGAUGACGUAGUUGUAGCAUUUUGUUGCAAUGAAAUAAAUGCUUUGUAGCAAACAUUUAAAAAGAGCUGAGCUCUAUAGCACACAUUCCCUGUUUUGAAUAAGAGAUGGUUUUUGUUUAUGUAGAAAAAAAUGAACAAAUGGUCGGUGUUGACCAGGCUUUGGGACCACCUGCAUCUUAAUCCCUAUUGCUGAAUCAUGGUACUAUCUCUGAAUCCUGUUCACUGUGGCUGUUGGUGGAUUGGCGCUGAAAAUAACAGACAAGAAAGCUGAGGCUUAGUUUCCAGAUCUGUUGUAUUUUCUUGUUUGUAACACAAUCUCUUUUCAAGGUCAGUCUCUCAAGUAUAGCAGUGGUUAAACAACUUUUUAAGCACAUUUUGUCAUUGCCAGAGCCACUAUAGUUUUCAACAGAUGUUAACACUUCGCAGUAUAGAAAGUCUGGUCCAAGGACAGUCGACAGCUUGUGUUUUUCUUUUGUUUUUGCUGGAUUCUCCUUCUUGCCCCAUGUUCAGGAUUCAUCUUGUAUAUAAAACAAGCCAUCUUUAAUAUAUAACUUAAAUGUAGUUUUUCAGUGUUGUCUUUGUUGUAUGUUGUUUUAUUAAAAUUGGUCAGAGCAGCCUUUGAAAAAUA
Cheilinus undulatus (humphead wrasse) is the source of this 3183-nucleotide messenger RNA. It is a transcript of the gene pros1, whose product is annotated as protein S. Gene Ontology annotation, molecular function: calcium ion binding. The record is from RefSeq and is a predicted model, not a curated record. The transcript is spliced from 14 exons. NCBI's taxonomy places the organism in Eukaryota, Metazoa, Chordata, Actinopteri, Labriformes, Labridae. Bases 213 to 2252 code for a protein of 679 amino acids. Gene Ontology annotation, cellular component: extracellular region.